Exophiala aquamarina CBS 119918 is the source of this 5934-nucleotide messenger RNA. RefSeq lists its product as uncharacterized. Gene Ontology annotation, biological process: reticulophagy; autophagy of mitochondrion; autophagosome assembly. Gene Ontology annotation, cellular component: phagophore assembly site; extrinsic component of membrane. The transcript has 2 exons. The record is from RefSeq and is a predicted model, not a curated record. NCBI's taxonomy places the organism in Eukaryota, Fungi, Ascomycota, Eurotiomycetes, Chaetothyriales, Herpotrichiellaceae. Bases 1 to 5934 code for a protein of 1977 amino acids. Gene Ontology annotation, molecular function: phosphatidylinositol-3-phosphate binding.
AUGGCUUACUUCAUUCCUUCAUACUUCCAGAAGCGUCUGCUGCGAUAUGCUCUCACCCGCCUAGAUUUCAUCGACUCCGAUGAACUCGAUCUCGACAACCUUGGCCUAACCUGGGGUCAGCGAACCGUUGUCGAGCUUAAGAAUGUCGGCAUCAAAGUUAGAAAGCUCGAGGACCUGCUACAGUUGCCAUCCACCUUUCUCCUCAGUCAUGCCUCGAUCAAGUUGCUCCGUCUGACCCUCCCGGCCGACCUGCAUAUCAGUGGCAUUGAGAUCGAGGUUGAUGGAGUGGAAGUAAUUGUGGCCAUUCGCCCUGGUCAUACAAAAGACACCGCCCUCUUCAAGGAAACAUCUCUCCCGAGUAAGACCGAUCGGGCAAAUCUCCCUCGGAUAGUGUCAUCCUCUAUCCAUAACCCAGGCGGUCGAGGUACACGAUCUCGAAGCGGACGCUCCCUAGAGUUCUCCCAGGUCGUCCCCACGUCAGAGGACCUGGCUGCCUCGUUUCUGGAGUCUGAGCCUCCGAGAGAAAGAGAUGAACUACAGGCUGCACUGGAGUCUCGCUCCCAAUUCUUGCAAGAAUCAAUCUCUCCUACAGCGACUGAUGAUGUAGGCCUCGGAAUGCCUGGAGGCUUGUCUCUUCCCUCAUUCGUUGCCAAUUUCUUCAAGGGUGUUGCCGACAGACUAUCAGUCAAAGUCAAGGACAUCAAUGUUGUCUUGGAGAUGAAUUCUUCAGGGGAUGGUGUUAGCUCAUCAGAGAAGACAAAGUUCAUGCUCACCGUGGGAGACCUUUCGGUGGAUGCUCUCGCUACAGCUGAAUCUUUGGAAACGCAAACGCAAUCUAGCAGGUCCAUCCGGAUCGAAGAUGUGCAAGUCUUCAUUCUCUCGGAUUCAGAAGCAUUCUCAGACUCGUCUGGCCUUAAUUCCCCCAAGCUCGCUCGGUCUCGGCUUCGACUUUCACACCCCGAGUCACAUAGCGACGUAAGCAGGCCUAGCCAUUCGAGGAAUAAUGACUUCGAACAUAGUUCCGAUGGUUCAAGACUGCCCUCCCCUUCAUUCAGCAAUUCUGGGCUUGGGAUAGGUCUAGCGGCGAAUAUGCUAGAAGACUCCACAAUAUUUUCAGCCGGACUUGCAGAUGAGGAACCACACCAAAGCUCUUAUUCCGAUAAGCAUUUGAUCGACAAUAGAGAGCACGCGGAACAGGUCCAUGACUCCCACAAUCAAGGAAAUUUCCCAGGACCAACACCUGAUCAGCCUUCGAGCUCCGAGAAUUUGGCCGAGUCUAGAAUAUUCACGCAUGACGAGGCAGAAAGCAUGUAUCUCAGUGCGGUGAGUGGUCAAAAUAUGCCAGGAGGUUGGGCAUGGUCUAGUCCAUCCCAGACUCAAGAUAUCAACGAUCUUGACCUGAGCAGCACUGAACCUCAUCCUGACCCUACACAGCCAAUCGUUGACCUCUCAUCUCAGCCCGGCUCAGAUAGAAGUUUAUCAGGCUCGGAAGGUAUGCAAGUUAACGAGGACGAAGAAGUUUCUAAUGGAGAAAGUGUCCUGAAUAACAACUUGGCGUCUUUUUUCCGCUCUCGCUUGAUCCAUAUGACCUACAUCGUACUAACCAUUCCGGAGAUGGACGACCAUCAGGUACAGACCCCGAGUCAAGAACGCGGGUCUUCAUUGAGGCCACUUGCAACUCCACGGACAUCUCAAAUCAUACGGCCGUGUGGUGAUGAAGUAAGAGCGUCUUUCUAUACACCGGCUGGAGCCCUUGGCAAAGCUCUUCGCGCUCCAGUCCUUGAAGUUGGAGAGAUUUCGAUAGAUCUUGACGUUAUGGUAUGCAAAGUUGCAGUCAAGACUGCUCAAACUCUGGUCGAGGCUUUUCCGGCUACAGUUAAACAACCGCAAUCCUCCACCACUGCCUCAAAACCACUUCCUAGUGUCACCAUCCAUAAACUCAACCUGCAUCUAUGUGAGUGUGUACCGCGGCUUGCGCCGACAAAACUACCAUUCCAAACACUAGAAUCGGCCCUCCCAGACGGUCAAGCUUUACUCAAAUUGUCGCUAUCACCAAUCGUCUUUUUACCUCCGAAGGACCUUGGAGUGGCUUCACGAUUCACUGUGUCGAAAAUAAUGAUGACGCAUGGGCCAAGGGUCGUACUAUCAUUCGUCGACUCUAUCAAUGUACGGGAUUCUAUCGCUACAAGCUCGAUGCUUCGGCCGCAUGAUUUUGUCGCGAGCAUGGCAAGCAACCGUUAUGACGUGCAAAUAAAGCCAGCUCAUAUUGUUCUGGAUCUGCUCGUGAUUGACGAGGUGCUCAGCCGGAGUGGUGGUCUGAGCUCCCUGUUGGACCUAGGUAACUCUAUCAUGUCUACAAACACGGUUAAGAGCCCGACAGUUGUUUCGCCAUCUGACACGACAAGACAACGGACCGUCAGAUUUGAUGACCCCAAAAACCGAUCACGCACUGAUAGCAAUUCUACAUCCUCGCUUCCAAAAGUCGAUGUCCGUGUCUCUGGAUCUGUGCUGGACUUGAUCGGUUCUGAGUCUUCCGUUCAAGUCAGAACUUCGGCCCUCAAAGCGGUCUACCGUGAGAGCAAUAUCAAACUUGCUAUUGAUGGAGCAGCCAUCGAAGGGCCUUUGUUAGAAGGCAUCAGGUCUCGAGGGGAAACGUGGGUGAAGAUCCGAAACAUCCAAGCACAUUACUCAGACACGCCGGACGAUAACGACUUAGAUCGACUGCUAUCAUUGAUCACGCCUUCUCGAGACAAAUAUGACCAGGAGGACGACAUCAUGGUUGACACUCUCAUCAGGCAGCGCCGGAAAGGAGGUGUCCUGCGUUUGACGGUUGGAGAUCUACAAGCCGGCGCUACAGGCUUUCACUGGGUGCCACAUUUGGCAAAAGUUGCUGACGAGAUCUCUAAGCUGUCCUCAGUCACCAAGUACCUCCCUGAAGAUGACCGUCCUGGCGUCCUAAUGUUUGGGUUAGUGAAUAAGCUCGAUUUUCGACUGGAUGUGGAUCAACAAUUUGGCCCACUCAGACUCAAAGCGGAAUUGAUCGAGCUCUCAAACAUUAGUGUGCCCUCACUUGCCGCUGCCCAAAUAGCCUCGUGGUCAUUGUCAAGAGGAGACAACGAUGUACUGAUAGGUGAAGUGACUGCCCAAGGCAAUGCCGUAAUGGGUCCACCGAUGAUCAUGUGUCGAUUCAUUGCAGAUGAGAUGGAACCUACCGUGCGGAUGAAGAUGUCCAAUACUUGUUUCGAGUACAAGGUCCCGACUCUUAUGGCUGUGACUUCUCUAUUGGAGAGACUCCAGGUUCAGCAGCCCAUUCCGCAGCAACACUCUCAUCAGCAUCCAUUUAGUCCAUCUUCCUCCGGCACUGUCGAUAUGGCUGGCGUUUCACGGAAAGUCAGAUUUUCUCUUACUUUCAGAGACUCAGCUAUUGCGCUCAAUCCUGCGCAGGGCAUUGCGAAAGGUCUUUUCGUUUUGACUGAUACCAUUAUUCGCCAUGAAAGUGAGAAACACGGAUCCAUUGAGAACCUUGAGAUCAGAAAGGCCUCUUUCCUAGUUAUCAACGACAGAGAAUCUGUUGGACGAGAUACCGGAAACGUUGACCACAAGCUUUAUUUUGAAGAGAAUGAUCAGAUCCAGAGUCUCACUAGAGCAGGAUUUGUUCCAGUUGGGUCUAUAUCCUCCGCUUCGGCAAUUGUCAAUGUCAUUGAAGACAAAGUCAACCACGAGACGAGACUCGAGGUCGAGUUUCGGAAUAACCUACUCUUCUUAGAAACUUGUGCUGAUUCUACCCAAACUUUGAUCCAGAUCCUAAGUGGUCUCGCCCCUCCAAUCCCUCCAUCAAAGGUGGCCAAGUAUCGUACUGAGAUAAUUCCUAUCCAGGACAUGCUAUCGUCAUUUACUGGAAAUGCAUUCGUAUCCGAACCAGGACCCGCGCUCGGCCUUCAAGCUUCGCAGCAGAUAUUAAAAGGCAGAAACUUUAGGGAGCAAGAGUAUGAGCACGAAUUCAAUGAGGAUGAGGAUGAUGACGACAGCGAAGAGGGCAGGUUCAUGGACAAUAUGUACCGUGAGGACGACGAUGCCGACGAUGAAAUGACUCUUAGUCAUGUAGAGUCUAAUCUUGGCCACUCGACAAUGUCCGAAUCCAUCCACAUCGCGCCUGUUGAUGUCAUGGCAUCAAGUACGAAUGAUCUAGGUCAGAGUGUGAUGGCUCACAGCUUGUUAGAUUUCAGGCAGGAUCACUUUGCCCCAAAAUCUUCUGUGGGUGGUACUGCCCAUCGAUGGAAUUCGACCCAGAACACCUACGGACUUGUGAGCGACACACUUUUUGAUAGAUCACCACUCAAGGUUCGAGUCAGGGAUGUCCAUGUAAUUUGGAAUCUCUUCGAUGGCUAUGACUGGCAAACAACGAGAGACACCAUCUCCCAGGCAGUGAAGGACAUUGAAACACGAGCUAUGGCCAGGCGUCCAAAGAGUACUAGUCGACUCUCAGCAGGUGCCGAAGAAGAGGACGAGUCUGUCAUUGGUGAUUUUCUGUUCAACUCGAUAUAUAUUGGCAUUCCAGCCAACAAGGACCCAAGGGAUCUAACUACUGCUAUCAAUCAUGACAUCGAUGAUAUGGUCAGCGAAACAGGUAGCUAUGCUACUAGCACGACAAUCACCGCAACUACUAGCCGCCGCCAAUCAAGCACAGUGUCACGGCCCAAAAAGUUGAGGCUCAACCGGAGCAAACAUCACAAGAUGACCUUUGAGCUUGCGGGCGUCUCCUCAGAUUUUGUGAUGUUUCCAUCAGAGAGCGGGGAAGUCGAAAGUUCGAUCGACAUUCGAGUAAAGAUGCUAGAAGUAUUCGACCAUGUCCCCACAUCGACUUGGAAGAAAUUUGCCACCUACAUGCAAGAUGCAGGUGAGCGAGAAGUUGGUACAAACAUGGUCCAUAUUGAGAUUCUCAACGUCAAACCCGUGCCAGAUCUUGCGGCAUCAGAGAUCGUGCUUAAACUCACUGUUCUCCCUCUCAGACUGCACGUUGAUCAAGAUGCACUGGACUUCCUUACCCGUUUUUUUGAAUUCAAGGAUGACAGUGCUCCGCCCGCAAGCGGGCCGUCGACCCCCCCUUUUAUCCAGCGAGUUGAAGUCAAUCCAGUACAGUUACGGCUCGACUUCAAACCAAAGAGAGUGGAUUAUGGAGGCCUGCGCUCAGGACGUACCACAGAGUUCAUGAAUUUCUUUGUUCUGGACCGAGCUGACAUUGUUUUGCGUCGUGUCAUUCUGUACGGCGUUUCUGGUUUUGAUCGGAUGGGUAUCAUGCUCAACAACAUCUGGACGCCUGAUGUCAAGACAAAUCAAUUACCCGGAGUUUUGGCAGGACUCGCUCCAAUCAGACCUUUAGUGGAUGUGACGAGUGGUGUAAGAGAUCUUAUCGCAGUCCCUAUUCGAGAAUAUCGCAAGGAUGGCAGACUUGUCCGCAGUAUCCAGAAAGGGGCUUUGGCAUUUGCCAAAACUACAGCCACGGAACUAGUGAAUUUGGGCGCCAAGUUGGCGAUUGGAACUCAACAAGUUCUUCAGAAUACCGAAGACUUACUUAUCACACGAGAAACACAAGAAAACACCGGAGGUGAUGAUGAAACAAAGAACCAGAUUUCACUCUAUGCUGAUCAGCCACUUGGAAUUGUACAGGGGUUACGAGGGGCUUAUACCAGUCUUGAGCGCGAUCUCUUACUUGCGAGAGAUGCCAUUGUGGCAGUUCCCGGAGAAGUCUUGGCCAGCGGGAGCGCAACUGGCGCAGCCAAAGCUGUCUUGAAGCAAAGCCCAACCAUUAUCUUGAGGCCAGCGAUUGGAGCCACAAAAGCAGUUGGGCAGACACUGCUAGGUGCGGGUAAUACUUUGGACAAGAGGAACUUACGGCGAAUGGAUGAGGAAAAUCAGAAAUACAAACGUCAUUGA